AUGGGGACCACGUAUCAUCAGCUUCGCAAGCUUCCCAAGGUUCACCGACCUGACACAAUCACAUCUUGGAUUCUUGAACCUUUUGAACCUCGGAGAAAUUGUGUCCUCCAGGUAUUCAGAAUGAGGUUUUUCACCGCCACGGUGCUCGGGCUGCUCGCGCCCAGCCUGUGCGCUGCAACUAACCUUACUACGCCUAGUCGAUUGGAUCUUCCAUUCGGCUUCAAACCUCCGCAAGUUUUCAAAAACACAAAUUUGGUUCGGAAUACCAAUUUGGAAAAGAGCUAUGUGCGGGAAACAAUCAAUGUUGUUGUGGAGAAUAUCGACAAGCAGCCCCAGAACGACUACUACAUCCCCUUCCCUGCCGAGGUGUUCGACCGUGUUGCAGGCUUCGAAGCGAGGGAUAAGAAGGCCCCCGAGAAGGGACGCUUUGACGUGGACUAUACUGAAGCUGUAUCAUCUGACGGUAACCAAUACUUCGUCGUUCACCUUCCCCAGCCUCUAGCCCCGAAGGCACAGAUCACCCUUGGAAUCUCGUACUCGGUGCUUUCCUCUCUCAGCCCGCUUCCUGCGACCAUUGGACAGGCGGACAAGCAAUAUCUCACCUACUCUUUCUCCGCUUAUAUGCCAUCCGCCUACACGACGAAUACACAGAAGACCAAGUUGAAGUUCCCCAGCACCAAUGUGCCGGAUUACACAACCACUGAGGGUCUCAAGUCCGGCUCAGACCCUGAGCGCAAGGGCGCCACAUACACCUACGGCCCGUAUGACACGGCCAAGGUGGCACCGGGCACCCAGCACCCAAUUACCGUCCGUUACGAGUUCACUAAGCCCGUCAUCACGAUAAACCUUUUGGAGCGUGACUUAGAUGUCUCCCACUGGGGCGGUAACCUUGCAACCGAGGAACGGUACUGGCUGCGCAACAACGGCUCCGAGCUGACCAAGCAGUUCUCGCGUGUCGAAUGGACCUUCGCCAACUACCAGCAAGCGCCUACCUCAGCGGUUCGUGAGCUGACAUAUCCGCUUCUUCCCGGCUCUGUCGACCCUUACUUCAUUGAUGAUAUCGGCAAUGUCUCGACUAGCCGCUACCGUCCCAGCAUUGGUAAGAGUGCGGGUAGCUUGGAGCUGAAGCCCCGCUACCCAAUCUUCGGAGGCUGGAACUACAGCUUCCGUAUUGGAUGGAACAAUGACCUUGCUUCCUUCCUGCGCCAUGCCGCGGGUGUCGACUCCGAUUCCUAUGUCCUCAAGGCCCCGCUCAUUGAGGGACCUAAGAUGGCCGAGGGCAUCCAGUAUGAGCGUGUGAUUGUGCGUGUUGUUCUCCCCGAAGGUGCUCACAAUGUCCGCUUCGAGAUCCUCGAGGGAACCAACAGCAAUGGUCUUCCUGGUGUGAACCACAUUCACGCUCACUUGAGCUCUCUCAAGACUUACAUGGAUACUUUGGGCCGGACCACCUUAACCCUGGAGGUUGACAGUCUGACAGACGAGGCGCGUGACUCUAAGUUUGUGGUUACGUACGAUCACUCCAUGUUCGAUGCCUUACGCAAGCCUUUUACUAUCUUCGCGGGUAUGCUUACAGUCUUUGUCGCUGCCUGGGGCAUUGGAAAGAUCGAUGUCAGCAUCAAGAAGCGUCGUUUCCAAGGGAUCUCACCAAUCGACUUGUAUUCUGUUCGUUCCACUCUUCUCUUUCAUCAUCCCCCUCUCGCCUUUUAUCACCAUGCUUCAAAUCAAGCAGUCGCCGGACAGACCUCGUCCACCCCCGUCGAGGACAACACCCAAGAUUCCCCAUCCAAACUAAACCUGUCUGCUCCACGUAACCCCCUCGGCCCAGUGGUGGUCUUCAUCGCCCGAGCAACAAACACGGAUGACCACGACUACAAGCGCUCGACUUGGAACAACACCGAAAUGCACGCAUACCUACGUGGACUUCUGGUAAUCGCCAUCGCCGAGCACCGCAAGCGAUUCGGUCUUCUAGGCAUCCGUCCCCACAAGAUGCAGACAAUCAUCCAGCCCGCCCACACCCGAAUCUCAUCUGUUAGCCGAGUCGGCAAGUUCCUGGGAAUGGCACUGGAGGAAGCUCGCGCAUCCAAGACCGAGUGCAUCUUCGUUCUGAACGGCUGGGAUGGCUGGACAACUGACAAGAUGACCAUCGUCGAGCUCUGUGACCAGUUCCGUGACAUCCCUUUGAUUUUCCAUGUAUAUGCGAACCGAGGCACGCCUUGCGAGUUCUUCGAGGUCAACGCUCACAAGGUCAAUGCGUACCUCAAACACAUGGUUAGUGCGGAGGAUCCUUCUAUUGUUGGUGAUCGUGCGACGGCACUCUACAUUCGUAUCCUUGAGACUUUGCCUACCUUGCACCAUGCCAGGCAUUACCCUCUUAUUUCGCAGCAGGAAAAGGAUGCUCUUACCAAGUACGAUAAACGAUUUGCCGGGAUUUACGAGUUGGACGAACCCCAGAUUCCAGAGCUUGAAAAUGCAGAGCCCGAGGCUCCAAAGCCUGGCGUUUGA
Messenger RNA from Penicillium robsamsonii, 2502 nucleotides. Its product is annotated as dolichyl-diphosphooligosaccharide--protein glycotransferase subunit OST1. Bases 1 to 2502 code for a protein of 833 amino acids. The transcript is spliced from 5 exons. Gene Ontology annotation, cellular component: membrane; oligosaccharyltransferase complex. The record is from RefSeq and is a predicted model, not a curated record. NCBI's taxonomy places the organism in Eukaryota, Fungi, Ascomycota, Eurotiomycetes, Eurotiales, Aspergillaceae.